GGCAGUUCAUCCGCCUCACCUAAACCGCAUCAAUGCAAGCGAACCGGCCACCCAUCGCCCCCUCCUAAGCUUCCCUUAUUUAAGCCCUCCGAUCUCACAUCUCCGCUUCAAUUCCUCCUCGCGACUCCACCUCUGGGAACCAUGGCGGGCUUCCUCUCUACUCUCCGACGGAUCUACCUCUCCCUCUACAACUGGACCGUCUUCGUCGGAUGGUUUCAGGUCCUCUAUUUCGCCGCGAAGGCUCUGAGAGAAGGCGGGCCUACGACGGUGUACGAUUCGGUAGAGCGGCCGCUUCAGCUCGCGCAGACCGCUGCCGUCAUGGAGAUUCUUCAUGGCCUCGUAGGAUUGGUUAGAUCUCCGGUCUCAGCAACUUUGCCACAAAUUGGAUCAAGAUUAUUUCUUACCUGGGGCGUCUUGUGGAGUUUUCCUGAGACAAGGACACAUGUUCUCGUUAGCUCCCUGGUUAUCAGCUGGUCUAUUACUGAGAUUAUUAGGUACUCCUUUUUUGGUAUGAAAGAAGCACUUGGCUUUGCACCUUCCUGGCUGCUAUGGCUUAGAUACAGCACCUUCUUGAUAUUGUAUCCAACUGGAAUCACCAGUGAGGUUGGCCUCAUAUACAUUGCUUUGCCCUAUAUUAAGGCAUCUGAGAAGUACUGCAUUAGGAUGCCCAACAAAUGGAACUUCUCUUUUGAUUAUUUCUAUGCAUCGAUUCUUGCCCUUGCAAUCUAUGUCCCAGGCAUUCCACACAUGUACCAAUAUAUGCUUGGGCAGCGGAAGAAGGCUCUCUCCAAGUCAAAGACAGCAUAAGCCUGAUCAAGCAGGGAUGUAAUAGUGUCCUUUCACCGACUUUCGGUUCAUUGUAGCUGCAGUCUUUCUUCAUGACACAAAUUGAUCUCUGGAGAAUUGCUACGGGAAGUGCUGUUGAUCCUUUAAAUAAAUACAUUACCUUUCUUCUCGGUAGUGAAUUUUUUUUUUAUGUGUCUAGGUUAAUUGUAAGAACCAUAUCCUUCAUAAACUCCUGUCUGUUAUUGUUGUAAUUGCGACAUCAGUAUAGUUGGCAAUCUCAAAGAACUCGUACUCAUAUGGAAACCACUAAAACACUUUACUUAA
This is a messenger RNA of Musa acuminata AAA Group (dessert banana), 1110 nucleotides long. Its product is annotated as very-long-chain (3R)-3-hydroxyacyl-CoA dehydratase PASTICCINO 2A. The coding region runs from base 142 to 807 and encodes 221 amino acids. Gene Ontology annotation, cellular component: endoplasmic reticulum membrane. Gene Ontology annotation, molecular function: 3-hydroxyacyl-CoA dehydratase activity. Lineage: Eukaryota; Viridiplantae; Streptophyta; Magnoliopsida; Zingiberales; Musaceae. The transcript has 9 exons. Gene Ontology annotation, biological process: very long-chain fatty acid biosynthetic process; fatty acid elongation; sphingolipid biosynthetic process. The record is from RefSeq and is a predicted model, not a curated record.